Messenger RNA from Exophiala mesophila, 2451 nucleotides. RefSeq lists its product as uncharacterized. The record is from RefSeq and is a predicted model, not a curated record. The coding region runs from base 90 to 2117 and encodes 675 amino acids. The transcript has a single exon. NCBI's taxonomy places the organism in Eukaryota, Fungi, Ascomycota, Eurotiomycetes, Chaetothyriales, Herpotrichiellaceae. Gene Ontology annotation, biological process: macroautophagy; multivesicular body membrane disassembly; piecemeal microautophagy of the nucleus. Gene Ontology annotation, molecular function: glycerophospholipase activity.
ACAAGUCAGUCAUUCCAUCACAUUCAUCCAUCCAUCAUCUCUCUUCAGGACUCCCUUCACCAUCCCUAUACUCAACCAUAUUGAACACAAUGAAGACCCGGAAAGCACGAGAGUCAAAAUGUCACUCUGUCAGUAGGAUCACGGCUGGUGUUCUGCUUUCAGUCCUUGCUCUAUCCUCAUCAGCAUCCGCCGCCACCGCCCCCGCCAUCGAUCCAUGGUAUCCUGUUCCGGCACCCAGAGAGCCGGAUUCUCACGAUUUUACAUUAAGACACAUAUUCCAUCGAGGAACCUACCAAGAUCCCCAUUUACACAAGAGACUCGACUUAAAGCCCACCGAUGACCUUCUUCUCUCCGCCCAAGACGACUCAUCUCCUCCCACUGUUGAACCACCCCCACGUCUAUCCGCAAAAUCACAUUCAAUAGAGAUCGAACGACUCGUCGACAGGGACCCAGAAGCCAUUGAGAAUCAUUUACAACAUGCCCGCUAUUUUGGCAGACCUGCCGUGCUUGACGCCUCAGCAUGGACGUUGGACGAGAUCAAAGGGCCCAACAUUUCAGACAAAGACACUGUUGUUAAUUUAGCCAUAAUGGCCGCCAACGCAUACGCCGAUGUUCCCGGCAAAGGUGAUUGGCAGGAUGUCUCUCAAGGCUACAAUCGAUCUGCAAGUUUUGGUUGGCAAGGAGAUGGUUUGCGUGGAUAUAUCUUUGCCGACCAGGCCAACAACACUGUCAUCAUCAGCCUGAAGGGCACCUCCCCAGCAGUUUUUGAUGGGGACGGCACAACCACAAAGGACAAACUCAAUGACAACUUGUUCUUCAGCUGUUGUUGUGCCCAGGGCGGUCAGUACUUUUGGCGCCAGGUCUGCGAUUGUUACUCUUCCACAUACACAUGCAACCAGACAUGCCUCAUCAAGGCUUUGCGAAAUGAAAACAGAUACUACCGGGCGGCCAUUGAUCUCUACACCAACGUUACGGAGAUCUACGCCGACUCCAACGUUUGGCUUGUUGGCCACUCAUUGGGUGGUGCAGUCACUAGCCUCCUAGGUCUCACCUUUGGAAUUCCCACCGUCACCUUCGAAGCUCCAGGAGAAGACCUUGCUGCCAAACGCCUCGGCUUACCCGCUCCUCCGUCGGCCGACCCACAUAAACCACGGACCAGAUACACUGGUGCCUAUCACAUUGGCCAUACUGCUGAUCCUGUCUUCAUGGGAACAUGUAAUGGUGCUACAGCAACAUGCACCCUGGGUGGGUACGCCAUGGAGUCGCAAUGCCACACUGGCAAGCAAUGUGUCUAUGACACGGUCAAUGAUUAUGGCUGGCGUGUGGGAAUUGGAAAUCACAAAAUCCUCAAUGUGAUUGAGAACGUCUUGAAAAAAUACGACACAGUGCCGCAAUGUACAGUCGACGAUGAAUGUAUCGAUUGUUUCAAUUGGAAGUAUUUCGAAAGCAAUGGAUCGGACUCGACCACGACGACAACCACCACGUCAUCCAUGACAAGAACGAGAACGACCACCUGCAAGACCCCUGGUUGGUGGGGUUGUCUCGACGAGACCACCACCUCUUCUAUUCCAGUGGUCACCACCACCUACACAACCACCUCUUGUGCCACGCCAGGCUGGUUCGGUUGUAACGAAGAAGUCAAUGUCACCGUCACCACCACAACAGCUGCCCCUACAUCGGACAUUCCCACGACCACGGUUCACGGCUCCAGCCCACUUCACCCACCAUCGUCCACGUCAACCUGCCAGCAUCCAGGAUGGUUUGGCUGUCGCGAUCCAACCGCCAGUCAUCCUACUCCAACUCCGUCUCCAACUCAGUCGCACACCAAAGCGUCCAUGACCUCAGAGCCAUACACAUGUGAAACUCCGGGACUUUUCUUCGGCUGUCGCGAUCGAAAGCACCCAAGUUCAUCUAAUGGAGGCCCAAUCGGUUCCAAGAGUGCAUCUAUCACAACAGUGCCUCGACCGACGCAGAGUGCAAGCCUGAGUGAGGCCACCUCGUCUGUCUCGACCACAAAGUCACACCACGGUGGGAAGAAGUAUAAAAAAUGCAAACACCCUGCCUUCUUUGGCUUGAUCUGUCUGGACGAGUAUGAGGCUUAUGUGCCAGAGCUAUAAACUUGGCAGGACGAGCUGGUACGGCGUCAGAAUGAAUAUAUGAGCAGGUGGACUUGUACUUAUGGGCAGGACAAGACCACUAAGGGUCCAUGACAUGACAUGACAUGGCACUGGGGUUUAUACAUGUAGCAUUGGCGCGGGGCGAUUUGAUAUGGUUGAGUUUGGUUUUGUUGUUUCUGCUUGAUUGGCAUGGAACGACGUAUAUAUUCAGUGAUGGCCAUGACAUUUACAUGUUGAGCAAUCGACUUUUGCCUGUAUGAGACUACACUUCUCAUGCAUUACAUCAAAUUGACAGAUACAUAAGAAUCAUGGUCUGAACAAGAAUGAACCGAAG